UGUGCUCACGGCGGAGAUGUUACGUCUCGAUGUGUCAGAGGGAGUCAGGGCGAGUCUCGACUGCAGACAUCGUCGAGUAGCAGCCAGGACGCCCAUCAAUAUGAAAAGAGAACAUCGCAUUUCUCCCAACGAUCUACCGUUACACGUAAUAAACGCGUGAGCGUUUCAAAGAACUGACGGACAGAGUUUUGCGUUCCAAUACUUCAGCCCUUUUCUCCUCAAAUCCAUCCUCGGCCCCCGCCGCCCACCCAACAUGUCCGGCAAGGAGCGAAGCCCCCGCCAUCGGCCGUGGUCGGUCUACCGGGCCAACACGUUUGAUCUCUCGGCUGAGAUGAUGGGGCUGGCUCUCUCGGGCAACAGUCAGGAUCCGGACGAGCCUGUGCUGGAGUUCAGUGUGGCCUGCAGCGAGCUGGUCACGCCCUCUCUGGACCGCAAGCCAACCAGCUUCGUUGCUGUCAGCUGCACCACCCCGCCGCAGGCCUUCUGGACCAAGCAUGCCCAAACUGAAAUCAUAGAGGGCACCAGUAACCCAAUCUUUUUGAGCAGCGUGGCGUUCUUUCAGGACUCUCUGAUCACUCAGCAGACUCAGGUCAAGCUUUCUGUCUACGACGUGAAGGACCGCACACAGGGCACGAUGUACAUGCUCGGUUCAGCCAUGUUUUCUGUGAAAGAGCUACUGCAGGACCAACACCACAGACUGCACCUGACUCUCAGGUCGGCGGAGAGCAACCGCGUGGGGAACAUCACCGUCAUCGCCUGGCAGAUCGAGGAGAAGCGAGAGCAGAGAGCUCCCGUUGCAAGAUUACAGAGAGGAGACACCGUCAAUGGAAGGAUGGUUCUCCCUGUUGACGAAAGCCUGACUGAAUCCAUGGGCAUCAAAUCCAAGUCUUUGUCUCUGUGCAAAGACCCGUUGCUGAAGGCUGUGUUCGGGGGCGUCAUGUCUCGAAUGUACCGGCUCCCCACCACCGACGGCAACCACCUUCGGGUCCUGGAGCAGAUGGCGGAGAGUGUUCUCUCCCUGCAUAUUCCUCGACAGUUUGUCAAGCUGCUGCUGGAGGAAGAUGCUGUCAGGGUGUGUGAGCUAGAGGAACUAGGAGAGCUGUCCCCAUGUUGGGAGAACCUCAGGAGGCAGAUCAUCACUCAUUAUCAGACCAUCAUCCUCACCUACCAGGAGACCAUAAGUGACCUGCAUGAAUACAAAGGUCCUUCUUUUAAGUCUAGUACCUUGAAAGCUGAGAGGAAGUUGGAGUUUAUUCCUACUAAUCUGCACAUCCAGAGGAUAAGAGUGCAGGGAGAGUCUGGCUAUGACCGGACGUACGACGUUGUGACUAUUGGUGCACCUGCAGCACAUUAUCAAGGCUUUAAAGGCUGCGGCCUCCGAAAACUGCUGCAUCGGCUCGAAGAAGCCAGGAAACACAAAUACGAGGAGGAAAGCUCUGCUGGUUCUGGCUCCAAAGGAAUGGCAUACCAGCCCCAGGAUGUAGUGAAAUCAAAAGAGCUCAUCGGUCAAAUAAACACUCUGAAGACACAAGUGUGUUACUACGCCGAACGCCUGUCGCGAGCCGCCAAGGAGCGCUCAGCCAACGCUCUGGAGAGAACCCUGGCUAUCCUGUCCGAGAAGACCCGUCAGCUGGUGAGCGUGUGUGACUCCAAGCUGCUCUCCUCGGCCAUCCUCGCCCUGGCGUCCGCCCGCCCGGAGACCACCCUGCAAAGCACCCCGUCCCCGUCCUCCUCCUCCCUGUCACCCUCCUCCUGUUCCCCGUCUCGCUCCCCCUCCCGCCAGCCAGCCUCCCCCUCCCGCCCCCCCAUCUCCCCGUCUCGCGCCUCUACCUCGCCUUUCCGCCACGCGGCUCCUCCGGAAGGCAGCGAAGCGAGUAAAAACAAGCGCUUCUCCUUGCAGGGCGAUUUACAUGAGGAUGACUGGGAUAAGGUUUGGCUAAAUGUGAACAAGAGCCUGGAGUGUGUGAUCCAGAGGGUGGACAGUCUGCUGCAGCGAGACAAACUCCAGAGCGACAGUAGCUCGGAGGAUGUCUUCCUGCUCGCCAGCGAGGAAACGGGUAACACCAAGAAAGCUGUAGAUAUCGGCACAGAGGUGGAAAAAAAGUCUCCAGGCGAGUGGAGCGACGCUCUGUACCCUCUCCUCACCUCGCUGACCGAUUGUGCCUCUCUGCUGAGCGACAAGGCCAAGAAGGCCAUGGUGUUCGUGCUGAUGCAGGACAGCGCCCCCACCAUCGCCACGAGCCUCCCCCUGCAGUACCGCCGCGACGUUGUCUUCUGUCAGACGCUGACGGCGCUGAUCUGCGGCUUCAUUAUCAAGCUGAGGAACUCUCUCUGUGACUCGGGCUUCCUCAGGCAGCUCCACACCAUUGGCUUACUGGUGCAGUAUGAGGGCCUGCUCAGCACUUAUGGUGAGGAACUGGCCAUGUUGGAGGAUAUGAGCGUUGGAGUGAUGGACCUGAGAAAUGUCACAUUCAAAGUUACCCAGGCCUCUUCCGGCUUCGCUCCGGACAUGCUGCCGGUGAUCACCGGAAACCGCAGCGGCUUCAACGUCAGGGUUCCCAUGUCCGGGGCGAUGUUCGACACGCUGCCGCGAGAUAUCCAGAACGGGAUGCUGCUGCGCGUGCAGCCCGUCCUGUUCAACGUGGGGAUCAACGAACAGCAGACGCUGGCUGAGAAGUUUGGAGACACGUCACUACAAGACGUGAUCAACAAGGAGAACGUGACUCGCCUCAGCUUGUACUACGACCAAUUUAAAGACGUCCUGUCAGAAGACUGUCUGCCUCGCUCUCGCAGUACCACCAAUCUGCCCGAGCUGCUCAAACAACUAAAACAGAAUGUGAACGCCAAGAAAAGCAAGAACGUGGAGAUUUUGUGGCAAGCAGCCGAGGUAUGCCGCCGCCUGAACGGGGUGCGUUUCACCAGCUGUAAAAGUGCCAAGGACCGCACAGCCAUGUCUGUGACGCUGGAGCAGUGUCAGAUCCUGCAGCAGGAGCACGCCCUCGCGCCACAGGUCUUCUACCAGGCUUUGGACUGCAUGCGCAGUGAGGGCUGUAGGAGAGAGAACACCAUGAAGAAUGUGGGAUGUCGUAAAUACGCCUUCAACUCCCUGCAGCUCAAAGCCUUUCCCAAACAGUAUCGCCCUCCCGAGGGCACGUAUGGGAAAGUGGAGACCUAAGUGGACUCUUCUAAAAAAAACUAAAGACUGAGGAGGACAAUGAUGAGAGCAGCACGCAAACACAAAUACUGAACUCUAACUGGAACAGCAGCCCUUCGUUUUGUGAUUAGUCACCGCUAAGAUGAUAAAUGUCCAUGUUCCAGUGCUACUGUAGAUUGUUUUAUAGUGGUUUCAACCUCUCCUCCAGCAGUGCUAGGAUCACACACUUCUCACAGCCACGCGUGGCAUGGUCGCAGUGUGCAGACCACUCUGUUGGCUGCUGUACCAGUCGUAGCGUCAGGAAGCAUUUCUUUUGUGGUCCGUUCAUCGGUUAUUCAGAGGAUGACGCUGCUGAUAUUCUGCCUAAUUGAUCCAGCUGGCUGCUGACACAGCUUAUUUCCUCGAUGCCCAGAAGCUGAUUCCUGCUGUAACGUUUGAUGUCACAGUGCACAGCGGUUUUAGGAAAUUACUGACUUGGUAAACUAGAGAGUAAACAACAUUUGUUUCUGUUGUCUUUGUGUUUAGGAGGCAUAAAUGCAUACAUUAAAAUAAAUAAAGAUUAAUACCACAUUUCUUCUCUAAAGGUACAAGUAAAUUGAGAUUGUGUAAAUUGUAAAGUUGAGAGCCCAUGACAAGACAAGAGGUGACAAAUUUAAGGAAUCUUAACAGCAGCAAGCCAGCGAGUGUGAAAUGUCUUUUGAGAUUAUGUUUUUCAGGAAAAUGCCACUUGGAGCUGUCUACAUGAGAAGAUGUUUAGCCUGGCUUUGAUAUGAUGUCUUUGCUUGUUAACAAAUGACGAAAGUACUUACUUACGUCA
Pungitius pungitius (ninespine stickleback) is the source of this 3971-nucleotide messenger RNA. It is a transcript of the gene inpp4aa, whose product is annotated as inositol polyphosphate-4-phosphatase type I Aa. The transcript is spliced from 24 exons. Gene Ontology annotation, molecular function: phosphatidylinositol-3,4-bisphosphate 4-phosphatase activity. Bases 254 to 3175 code for a protein of 973 amino acids. The record is from RefSeq and is a predicted model, not a curated record. Gene Ontology annotation, cellular component: cytoplasm. Lineage: Eukaryota; Metazoa; Chordata; Actinopteri; Perciformes; Gasterosteidae.